Messenger RNA from Plasmodium gonderi, 1146 nucleotides. RefSeq lists its product as hypothetical. Bases 1 to 1146 code for a protein of 381 amino acids. NCBI's taxonomy places the organism in Eukaryota, Apicomplexa, Aconoidasida, Haemosporida, Plasmodiidae. The record is from RefSeq and is a predicted model, not a curated record. Gene Ontology annotation, cellular component: TRAPPIII protein complex. The transcript has 2 exons.
AUGAAUGAUGCUAAGGAAGGUGUGAAAAUAGAAUUAUUCCGUCUGUCUCCACCCCCUUUAAGCCUGAAUAUUUGGAACCUUUUUAAGAUAAAAGAAAUAGGAAACAUAAAUUGUGAAAAGAUUGAAAAUAAUGAUGACUUGAACUUAUCAAACGAAUUUAGCCUAAGUAUGCCAUUAAAUUCUCGGAAAAUAUAUGUUGGCCAACAUUUGAAAUCGCAAAUUACUAUUUCAAAUAAUUUGAAAAAUGAUAUUCAAAUAAGCACAAUAUAUUUGGAUGUUAUAACAAGCCAAAAUACGUUUAACAUUUAUAGAAAUGUGGAACAUAUCAUUGUCUCGUCUAAUUCCUUUUUUAAUUUUAUAACUUCUUUUCUAGUGCAUUUUGUUGACAUCUUUACAAUUAACUGCGCUGUGGAAUAUGUGCAAGGAAAUGAAAAGAAAAAAAUGAAAAAGGACUUCAAUUUUAUAUGUAAAAAUCCGUUCCAAUUGAAGACAUUUAUAUUACAUAAGGAUGACAAAAUAUACAUAGAGACAAUCGUAAAAAAUACAGAAGAAGAUAAUGUGAUGUUAAAUGAUGUCCAUUUUAAAGAUAUAAAAUGUAAAUUAAUAAAAAGUGACGAAAAGUUUAAAACGCAUAAUGGAUUAUACUAUUUGAAGCAAAAUGAUGAAUAUUCCAUGAUUUUUUGUGUAAAUGAUGAAGAAAGUAAAUUACACAUUUUGAAAACCAUUAGUGAUGAAAAUAUAACUAAUAUAGAAAUGACUUUUUUCACAAAUAAUGGUGGUAAAGGGAUAAAUAAUUUAUACUUUUUAAAAAAAAAUAUAAUUACUGAUAAUAUUCGAAUAUACCUGCAGAAAAAUGAGCAUACUUUUUAUGUAGUAAAUAAAAUGUAUAAAUUCGAAAUUGUGUUUGAGAAUAACACAGAUAAAAGUUUAUUGAUAGAAAUAUUUAUUCACAAUAAUUCAGACAUUCAUGUAGUUAAUAAUUUUGUAAAAUCCCACACAAUUGAGGAGAAAAAAAAAGUAUCCCAUUUUUUUUACGUUUUAUUUGUUAACCCUGGAAUUCACUUCUUUAAUAAAAUUACAAUAUAUAACACAAAAACUAAAAAAAGAAUGGAUUACAUAAACCUGUUUAGGCUCUUCGUUAAGUAG